This is a messenger RNA of Eleginops maclovinus (Patagonian blennie), 2208 nucleotides long. Its product is annotated as P2Y purinoceptor 14-like. Bases 37 to 1209 code for a protein of 390 amino acids. Lineage: Eukaryota; Metazoa; Chordata; Actinopteri; Perciformes; Eleginopidae. Gene Ontology annotation, biological process: G protein-coupled receptor signaling pathway. The transcript has 3 exons. The record is from RefSeq and is a predicted model, not a curated record. Gene Ontology annotation, cellular component: membrane. Gene Ontology annotation, molecular function: G protein-coupled purinergic nucleotide receptor activity.
UGUCCUCAAGAGACUCUCUGCUCUGAGUCUCACUUCAUGAGAAUUUUAAGAUUUUCAUCAGAAUCAUCUGUCAUCUGUAUCGAGCAGAAACCAGAGUGUUUUUAUGUGAUGGAUCACCAGAACACCAGCCACCUAUCUAGCAACCAAUCAGAUGAUAGGAGCAUCUACACGCAUCAGGUGCUGUCAUCGCUGUACAUGCUCACCUUCGUGGUGGGCGUGGCCCUAAACGGCAUUGCCGCCUGCAUCUUCUUCCGAGUGCCGAGCGACUCGGGGCUGGUGGUGUAUCUGAAGAACAUGGUGGUGGCUGACCUCCUCAUGCUCUUCACCUUCCCUUUCAAGUUUGUCGCAGGGCUGGGGCUGGGGGGUUGGCGCAUGUACUUGGUCCACUGUCGCUAUACCGGCGUGCUCUUCUACUGCUCAAUGUAUGUGGGCAUGAUCUCCAUGGGCUUCAUCAGCCUCGAGCGCUACGUCAAGAUCGUCAGACACACCUCGUCCACCACCUCCACCUGCGGGUUGAGGUGGUGCAGGGUCCCCAAGCUGCACCUCCUGCAUAGAGUGGGCUUUGCGCAGGGGCUGGUGAUCUUCACGUGGAGCUUCCUGUUCCUCUGCAUGCUGCCCAACGUGCUGCUCACCAGCAAGAAGGUGAACCAGACGAAUUUGCAACACUGCAUGCUGCUGAAGACGCCGCUUGGCCAGCAGUGGCACCGAUUCUCUGUCAUCUUCAACAACACCGUCUUCUGGCUGACGCUGUUCCUGCUCUUCUUCUGCUAUACCUCCAUCACCUGCCAGCUUUACCGCUCCUACCGCCGCGUGCAGCGUGACAACAGCAACGUCUGCCGGAAGUCGAAGCGCAGCAUCUUUAGCAUCCUGGCAGUGUUUUUCGUGUGCUUCGUGCCGUACCAUGUUCUGCGCUUCCUGGACGAGCUGGUCGAGAAGUGGAAGUCUAGCUGCAGCCUGGACAAACACUGCCUGCUGUUACAGCUAAAGGACGCCAUGCUCUUCUUCUGCGCCAUCAACGUCUGCCUCGACCCCGUCAUCUACUUCCUCAUGUGCCGCACCUUUAGGGAGUCGCUUAUUAGGAAACUGUCAGUGAGGUGGAGGGAGGUGGAGGGGGUCACUCCCACCAACAGUCGGUCUGUCACAUAUUUAGUAGGGGGAGAGGAGGUAAGAACAAAAGUAAAGGAAGAGGAGAGGAAAUCUAAAAUAUAAUGGGGGACAGCAGGAGCAUAGAGGAGAGGAAAUGAGAAAAGAGGAAGGGGAAAGUGGGGAGACCAGAGUCAAAUGUCAAAUGAAGACGGUAACAGUUUUCACUUUGUUGUAAUGUUGUAUAUACAGUAUGUGUGUGUGAGAAGCCCUGCUCUGUUAAAGCUGAUGAGUGAUACGCUACAACUCCAGAGUUGGUAAAUCGCGGUAAAGAAAAAAUAAUACAAAUUCUCCUACAUCAGUGAAAACUAAACCUGUGUCUAAUGCAAACAAUAUCAGCCUUUCUUUAUAAAUGCCCAUGGUUACUAUUACUUACUUGUGUUAGCAAGUAUGCCUAAUGCCAUUCUGGAGGAAGUGGUAAGAGGAAUAUGGAGGCAAGAGAGAUCUCUAUCAGCAGCACAGAGCUUCUGUCAGUCAGAGGGCUAGGUAACAUGUAAGAAGAUUUUAUUGACUAACACUUCAUUUGUUUGUAUCCAGGCAUAUUGUGUUAAUUAACAAAAAUCGCCAAUGUGCCCCUCCAACACGCUCUGCAUUUGCCUGUUGCGCAGCUCUGUCAUUUGUCAUAUUUAGAUUUUAAACUGGAUUUUGUCAGCAGUUCACAAUUACAUUUCAUUACAUGUCACUUAUUAGACUUAUUCAAAGCUCAGCACACUAUCCCACUGCGCCACAGCCUGUCAUUGUACAUACGAAAGAUACUCAUGUUAAGCCAAACCAUGAUCCAUAACUAAACAUUAGUUUUGUGUCUUUUUUGUUGUUGUUUGGUUUUAGUUAGUUUUUACAAUGUGUUAAAAAUGUAAACCGAAAUUGUGUAUUAAAUACGUUCCUCAAUUCAAUAUCAGAAUGCACUUUACAGUAUGGGGAGACUAUUUGUUAGAGAGUGGAUGCCAUCUGAAACAAUAUUCCAUAUUUUGGAAGGAAACAUUAUCUUUCCAUAAUAAUCUGAAAAUUGCAUAAAGGUAUUCAAAAACAAACUGUAAGUGUCCUGAAUUAAAGAAAUACACACAA